Messenger RNA from Drosophila hydei, 3399 nucleotides. It is a transcript of the gene vg, whose product is annotated as protein vestigial. Gene Ontology annotation, biological process: regulation of transcription by RNA polymerase II. The transcript has 9 exons. Lineage: Eukaryota; Metazoa; Arthropoda; Insecta; Diptera; Drosophilidae. Bases 1640 to 2947 code for a protein of 435 amino acids. The record is from RefSeq and is a predicted model, not a curated record. Gene Ontology annotation, cellular component: nucleus.
CUUUUCGGUCAAACAAAAGGACGAAUACAAAUUCCUUUCAAUCUGUGUGCGUUACGUACGUACGUGUUGCACAGCAACUGUGCGUGGCUUCUGCUAUCGGCGAAACGGACUUUAAAAUCAGACAACAGUGCGACAAGCAGCAGAGAGCCCGACCAUAACAGAACAGAACAGAACAGAACACAACAGAACAGAAAGAGAGAGAAGAACAGGGCAGGAGCAAAUAUUUCCUGAUAUUCGAGUACGAGAGUCCGUCUACUUCAAGACACAAUUGAGACGCACUCCAUUUUAUUUUCACACCGCGGCAUCGUUUGUUCAGACACCGCGCACUAACACUAACAGCAGCAGCUACAGUACAGCAGCAACAGUAACAACAACAACAACAGCCACUGCACGUAAAUGGCACAUUAACACACACAUAAACAAAGUAGGCGUUGCUAAAUGCUAGCGCACAGCGUCCACACUAGUUGUCUCGCUCUGGCUGUUGCAUGCGACGACAGUGGCAAGCGAGACGGCGAUUACUCGAAAUGCCAUUUUGUUUGCGCUUCUGCUGCGCCGCUGCCGCCGUCGCGACUGCAUCCAUCGAACAACUGCCAGCAGCUGGCAGCCAGUUUGUUUUCUCCCUUCCAAUCGAGCGGCAGCGGCGUUUCCGCUCGCGUUCUCUUCUACGCGCACUCAUCUCAAGCCCAGCCAAAAAUGCAUGAAACAGUUACAAAUCGAGAACAGCUCACAGAGCAAAACAUUUUGCAAGAAUUGGAUUAAAUUUUGUAUUCUUGAGGCCGAUCUUUUUUUCAACGGAAACUCGGACAAGGGAACGGCCCCAUAAUGGAUGCCAGGAAAGCAGCAACAAUAAUAACAAUGCAACAGCAAACAAGCAACAGCAGCAGCAACAACAACUAACAGCAGUCAACAAUGUGGAAAUGAUAAUUGCAAUUGCCUGCGCAUAGAAGCAAAGCAAAAGCGGUUGAAGAAAGCUGCUGAAAAAAGCGAGGAAAAUUCAUCGAAAGAAGUUCGCGUAGCAAACAAAAGAAAAACCAACAAAAAAUAAAUAUAUAUAAGUAAAGACAAAAAGUAAUUAAAGCUCUUGAUACAAACGCGAUGGUGUUUUACAAUAUGUAAAUAUAAUUAGCCGAGCGGAGUUUUCAUUCCUGGAAUUCGCCAUUGCCAACGGAGUUGGCAAAAAAGACAAACACAGAUACAAAUACAAAUACAAAUACAAAUACAAAUACAAUAACAAAGCACGCAUACUGCAACUCGUCUAUGAAACCGGUCUUAUAAUUAGUCCUAACUCCACGUCGCCUCAUCCCACUUCAGAGUUUUUUCUUUCUCUCUCAUUUUUGUCGGCCUGGCGGCCGAGGCCUAGGCGCGACUGAUUCAAAACUGAUUCCAAAAACAGAGAAACAGCUAACAGUAAACGGCCAACGGCCAACGGCAAUUGGAAUAGCAAUUGGCUGUCAAAGCGAGAGAAAAACUGAAAAUUGGUGGAAAAAGCUCGCGGAAAACUGUGAUUACUGUGAUUAGUGUGGUGCGUGUGGUGCCUCUGUGGUGCGUGUGUGCGAUCAUUAUAAUAUACACCUGUGCGAACAAAUUUCAAUCGACAGAUCGGGAUUUGAGUGCGUUGUUGGCAACUGCAACUGCGACGAUGGCAGUGUCCUGCCCAGAAGUUAUGUACGGUGCCUAUUAUCCAUAUCUGUAUGGGCGCGCAGGACCAAGUCGUUCAUUUUAUCAAUAUGAGAGGUUCAAUCAGGAUCUGUACUCGUCCUCGGGCGUGCAGCUGGCCGCCUCCUCGAGCGCCUCUGGCAGCUCCCAUUCACCCUGCAGCCCCAUUUUGCCGCCAUCGGUGAGCGCCAAUGCCGCGGCAGCCGCCGUUGCUGCCGCCCACAAUUCGGCGGCUGCAGCCGUUGCAGCCGUUGCCAACCAAGCGUCCUCCUCUGGCCUGCAGCUGGGCGGCGUCGUCGGUAGCGGACCGGCCAGCGGACUGCUCGGCUCCAAUCUGCCCAUUGGCAGCAGCGCCUCCAGCGCCGGCCUCGGCAUGAGUCCCGUGCUAAGCGGCGCCGGCCCCGGCCACGGCCUGCACAGCCGAACACAUCAAACCAAAGAAGAGGAUCUCAUCGUGCCGCGCAGCGAAGCUGAAGCGCGCCUGGUGGGCUCCCAACAGCAUCAUCACAACGAAUCAUCCUGCUCCUCUGGCCCUGACUCGCCGCGGCAUCCGCACUCGCACGCGCAUUCGCACGCGCACUCGCAUCCGCACUCGCUGCAUGGCGCGGGGGCAGCAUCCUCGGCGGGCGUAGGCUCAGCCACGGGCGCCAUGUCCAAGGAGCUGCCACUGGACACCAGCAGCAGCAGCGGAGGCGGCGGCGGCGGUGGCGGCGUUAGCGGUGGCGGCGGCGUCGCCGGCAUCGGCGGCAACAGCCAAGGACGCGCUCAAUAUCUGUCGGCCACCUGCGUUGUAUUCACCAACUACUCCGGCGACACGGCCAGCGUUGUCGACGAGCACUUCUCCCGGGCGCUCAACUACAGCAACAAGGAAACAAAAGAUAGCAGCAGCCCAAUGUCGAGUCGCAAUUUCCCACCAUCGUUCUGGAACAGCAAUUACGUGCAUCCCAUACCCGCCCCCACGCAUCCACAGGUUAGCGACUUGUACGGCACAGCGACAGACUCUGGCUACGCCGCAGAUCCCUGGGUGCCGCAUGCGGCGGCCGCGCACUAUGGUUCCUACGCGCAUGCGGCGCAUGCGCAUGCAGCCCACGCGCAUGCCUACCACCACAACAUGGCCCAGUACGGCAGCCUGCUGCGCCUGCCCCAGCAGUAUAGCCACGGCACAAGACUACACCACGACCAGCAGACGGCGCACGCCUUGGAGAGUGCGGCAGCCUACUCGAGCUAUCCGACAAUGGCAGGUCUGGAGGCUCAAGUGCAGGAGUCGUCAAAGGAUCUGUACUGGUUCUAGACGACAGGACGCCAGUGUUAUCCCACGCCACGCCAACAGGUGUGAGGGGAAUUCUCGUUGAUGUACAAAUUAAUGAAAGUGACACUCAACAAAUAAUGCAAAUAAAUCACAACAACAAACGGCAACCCAACAACAAACAAUAAACGGAAGCUCCGCUAAUGUUAAGCAAACAGCAGACAGGAUUCAAAUGAAGCUGAGUCCUGGCACCACCCCCGCCCCCUCAUAUACCUAUAUCGAACAGUUUUGGAUUCCGUUAAACGUUGCUGAAAUCUGACUAAACAAUAAAAGAUAAUUAUGAAAUGUUUGUUUGUAAUUAAAGUGAGUCUGUGAGGUUUAAAAUUUACUUUUACUCUUAAAUAUUGUAAACAAUUCGCGUAUUAAAAAUUGUGUAAUUUUUGUAUUGUAUUGUACAAGCCCCCCUAAUUUUAGCAUCCCAUAUCAGCAAGUUAGAC